GUUCCUGUGGGCACAGAACCAGAUGGUAUGAACAUCUUGGGCCUGGUUCUCUUUGCCAUGGUGUUCGGUGUGGCACUGAGGAAGCUGGGAGAGGAGGGGGAGGAGCUCAUACGCUUCUUCAACGCUUUCAAUGAAGCCACCAUGGUGCUGGUGUCCUGGAUCAUGUGGUACGUCCCGUUCGGCAUCAUGUUCCUGGUGGGAAGUAAGAUAGUGGAGAUGGAGGAUGUGGUUCUGUUGGUGACCAGUCUGGGGAAAUACAUAUUUGCCUCUGUCCUGGGUCAUAUCAUCCACGGGGGUUAUCCUGCCUCUCAUCUACUUUGGGUUCACACGCAAGAACCCCCUUCAGCUUCCUGUCCGGCCUCAUCACGCCCUUCACCACCGCCUUCGCCACCUCGCUCCAG
This is a messenger RNA of Oncorhynchus nerka (sockeye salmon), 401 nucleotides long. Its product is annotated as neutral amino acid transporter A-like. The record is from RefSeq and is a predicted model, not a curated record. The transcript has 2 exons. Gene Ontology annotation, biological process: L-glutamate transmembrane transport; L-serine transport. NCBI's taxonomy places the organism in Eukaryota, Metazoa, Chordata, Actinopteri, Salmoniformes, Salmonidae. Gene Ontology annotation, molecular function: L-aspartate transmembrane transporter activity; L-alanine transmembrane transporter activity; L-serine transmembrane transporter activity. Gene Ontology annotation, cellular component: plasma membrane. The annotation marks the transcript as partial.